Messenger RNA from Polyodon spathula (Mississippi paddlefish), 918 nucleotides. RefSeq names its product ER membrane protein complex subunit 6 (gene emc6). Gene Ontology annotation, cellular component: membrane; EMC complex; endoplasmic reticulum. The record is from RefSeq and is a predicted model, not a curated record. The transcript is spliced from 2 exons. The coding region runs from base 240 to 572 and encodes 110 amino acids. Lineage: Eukaryota; Metazoa; Chordata; Actinopteri; Acipenseriformes; Polyodontidae. Gene Ontology annotation, biological process: autophagosome assembly; protein folding in endoplasmic reticulum.
AUGGCCGGAUCUUUGUGUUUGGUGCAGAGUUACUGAGCUUCAUUUCUACCUUUAGAAACAACGUUAUCACUUAAAAAAAUAUAUAUAUAUAUGCAUAUUGUUUUAAAAACUACGUAAGCAAGGCGUAUGUGUUUUACUAAUAGUUACCAUGGCAAUUUGAAGUGUUUGCGAAGAACGAAAGAACAGUGGUGGCAUUUUAUUAUUAUUUUUUGUUUAAACUGAAACAGUCAUAGUAAAGCAUGGCAUCUUUGGUAGCCAAACGUGAAGGACCACAGUUCAUCAGCGAGGUGGCUGUCCGGGGGAAUGCCGGAGUGCUGGAUUACUGCAGGACCUCUGUAUCUGCCUUGUCGGGAGCCACAGCGGGCAUUCUUGGUCUGACGGCAUUGUACGGCUUUGUCUUCUACUUCCUCGCUUCGUUCCUCCUGUCCCUCCUCCUCAUACUCAAAGCUGGUCGAAAGUGGAACAAGUCUUUCAAAUCGAGACGAUUGCUGUUCACCGGGGGGCUUGUGGGAGGCCUCUUCACUUAUGUCCUUUUCUGGACUUUCCUUUAUGGCAUGGUGCACGUGUACUAAUCAUACAGCAUUCAAUACACAGGCUUCACCAAAUGUAUGGACAGUUGGUCACGUUAAGUUUGGUAUUUUAGUACAUUUUUACUGCGUAUAAUUGCUAGUACAUAGUUUAUGUUGGGUAUUGCUAACUGAAACCAAACUUGACAUGUUUUGUCUCUUUUUUUCCCCCCCCUGUUCUUGUGCAUUACAUUCAAAUGUGAAACUAGUACAGUAAUAAUUGCCUUCCCAGUUUGAAAUGGUUAGUUUCUAGUUAACAUUUAUCAAACGGUGUAUGAUUCGUGAUGUCUGAAUCAAAAUCUGUAUGGAAAUAAGAUUGUUAAAGAAAAAAUAAAUAAAUGCUUAUGAUCUC